AUGUCUGAAUCUGUAUCUGACAAUCCCAAAAAUGACGAACAUACGACUAUCGCAAGUGUCGACAUUCCCAAAAAUGGCGAACAUACGACUAUCGCAAGUGUCGAUAUCGAUCCACAGGCUGAACGAUCCUUGGUCUGGAAGUUCGAUCUGCGCUUACUCCCCGUGUUGGCUUUGAUGUACUUUUUCAACAGUCUCGAUAAGUCUAAUUUGGGUAACGCAAAGACAGCAGGUCUUGAAGAUACCUUACACUUGGUUGGUAACCAAUACAGUACUGUUCUCAGUAUCUUCUAUGUGCCAUAUGUCCUUACAGCUCCGUUUCUUGGCUUGCUCGGCAAGAAAUACGGUCCUAAUCGUGUGCUACCAUGUAUGAUGUGUGCAUUCGGUCUUUGCACUGUUCUCAUGGUUGCUGUGAACAAUUUCAGCGGUCUACUUGCUAUUCGGUGGUUCUUGGGUAUGUCCGAGAGUGCCUUUUUCCCCUUGGUUAUCUAUUACCAGACAACUUUCUACCGUCGAGGUGAACUAGCCCGUCGUCUCGCCAUUUUCUACGCUGCUCAGAGCAUCGGCUCGGCCUUCUCAGGCUUACUCGCUUUCGGCGUCUUCCGAAUCCACACAGGACCGUUAGCUUCAUGGAGAUAUCUCUUCCUCAUCGAAGGUGGCGCAACACUCAUCUGUGCCGUGUUCGCACUAUGGUACCUUCCACGAUCAGCUUCCGAAGCAAGCUUCCUAUCACCAGAAGAAAAGGAGCUAGCAUACCUCCGCCUGCAAGUCGACAGCUCGGCAGUCGUCAAUGAGAAGCUGAACAUCCGCGCUUCAUUCCGCAUUUUCAAGCACUGGACUAGCUGGGCUAUUCUGGUUAUUGAAAUGUGUCUCGGUGUCCCUCUCCAGGCCGUCUCACUCUUCUUACCCGUCAUCAUCGAGAAUCUGAAAUACAGCACUGUGAAAACAAACCUUUAUACCGUCGCGCCUAAUGUCUCGGGCGCAGUCGUGCUCCUCAUCCUGGCCUUCUGCAGUGAUUGGACAAGAUGGCGGUUCCCGUUCAUUGCUUUGGGAUUCACAUUCACAUUUGUCGGAAUGGUGAUCUUCGCCGCUAUCGACGUCACGCACGAUGUCAAUGUCGCUUAUUUUGCUUCUUUCCUUAUGUGCUGGGGUACAUCGGCGCCGUCAGUCCUGCUUGAUGUUUGGUAUAACAACAACAUCGCGAAUGAGGGACAGCGUGUCGUUUUGACGAGUAUUGCCGUCCCUGUCGCUAAUAUGAUGGGUGUUGUUGCUUCAAAUAUCUUUCGCAGUCAGGAUGCGCCGAAAUACAUCCCGGCUUUGGUGACUACGGCCGCUUUUGGUGGUUGUGGUAUUGUUUUGACGAUUUGUUUGGGUCUUUGGAUGAUGUGGGAUAACAAGCGGAGGGAUCUGGCUCAGGGUGUGCAUGUCCAGGCUAAGGAUAUUCCGACGGAGUACCUAGCCGAUGGACCGGCUGGGGAAUGUUUCCGUUGGUUUUAUUAA
Penicillium odoratum is the source of this 1497-nucleotide messenger RNA. Its product is annotated as putative MFS transporter. The record is from RefSeq and is a predicted model, not a curated record. The transcript has 2 exons. NCBI's taxonomy places the organism in Eukaryota, Fungi, Ascomycota, Eurotiomycetes, Eurotiales, Aspergillaceae. Gene Ontology annotation, cellular component: membrane. Gene Ontology annotation, molecular function: transmembrane transporter activity. Gene Ontology annotation, biological process: transmembrane transport. The coding region runs from base 1 to 1497 and encodes 498 amino acids.